Messenger RNA from Parasteatoda tepidariorum (common house spider), 9675 nucleotides. Its product is annotated as beta-1,3-galactosyltransferase 1. Gene Ontology annotation, molecular function: hexosyltransferase activity. The record is from RefSeq and is a predicted model, not a curated record. Gene Ontology annotation, biological process: protein O-linked glycosylation. Lineage: Eukaryota; Metazoa; Arthropoda; Arachnida; Araneae; Theridiidae. Gene Ontology annotation, cellular component: Golgi membrane.
GAGUAGCGGACGAAGUUCCGAAGUUGGUCAAAAUGAAAUCACGAGUAACACUCAUAAGCAGUACAGUUCAGCAGCUGAAUGUAUCAUAUCAACAUGAAUAAGGUUUCGUCGUGAUAUAAACAUGUUAUUGUUAUUGGAUGAUUGGAAUGAAUGUAUUUAUUCAUUAUGAGCGAGUGUUUCGUCUGCUAUUUUUGAUUUAUAAUACAACAUAAUUGUGGCAAAUUUUCUAAUGUAUUACUCAUGCGUUUGGAUAUAUUUAAAAACAUUCUUCUGGUGAAAGUCUUCCCAGAAUGCGAACACCAAAGAGAGACGAAACAGAGAAGACCGUGGACGACUGCCGAAAGUUUUCCAGAGUAUGCUUAAUGCUAGUCUUCCUAUUUGUCAUAUGGGGCUUAUUUUACAUGCCAAUAAAGACUGUCUCUCACAUUCCUCUGCCUGAUAAUCUGGCCUGGAUGAUAACUCAACGUAAUUUGUACAGGUACAUCGUUCCGGAAAACAACACCAGUCUCAUCCUACCUAAGUCUCAGUGCAAUGGGAGCAUCUUCAUCGUGGUCGUGGUCUGUUCCGCUGUUCCAAACUUCGACGCCAGAGAUUCCAUCCGGAACACUUGGGGUCAAUACGCGGCUAGUCAACGCAAUAUGCAAGUCUUAUUCCUUCUGGGAAAGUCCUCCAACGAUUCUCUCAACGCUGCUGUCGCCAACGAGAGCAGCAAAUACUCGGACAUCAUACAGGAGGAUUUCCUGGACACUUACAAUAACUUAACCCUAAAGUCUGUGAUGCUGUUAAAGUGGGUGAAUCAGAACUGUGGACAUGCCAAGUACGUCAUGAAAACAGACGAUGACAUGUUCGUCCACCUGCCCAAUCUUUUCAAGCUUUUGAAGGCGAAGGGACACCAGAAUAUGCUGCUUGGUUGUCUUAUUAAAGGUGCCACUCCCGUCAAAGACUGGAACUCCAAAUGGUAUGUCCCAGAUGUUGUUUUCUCUGGCAGGACAUACCCUUCCUACCUCUCUGGGACGGGGUAUGUCCUGUCACGGGACACUGUCCCCAUUCUUUUCCGAACUGCACUCGAAACGCCGUUUUUCUAUUUGGAAGAUAUUUUUAUAACUGGCGUGUGUGCCAGUAGAGCUGGUCUCAAUCCCGUUAACCAUGAAGGUUUUAAGUUCUAUAAAAGGAAGAACGAUUACUGUGUAUUUAAAUCUCUAAUCACUGCCCACAGAAUGACCCCGAAAGAGCUGGUCAAGAUGUGGCAAAAGCUUCGAUCUCCGUCCUCGGCUAAAUGCAAGUCCUGAAGCGAGUGUGUGUUGAUACGUGUGCAUCUAGUUUUUAUAAUUAUAUUAUUCAAAGUGAAUUUAUAUAAUUGCCAUCCUGUGCUUUUAUCACACGAGUUCUUAACCUAUGAACCACGACUCAGACUUGGAAACAAAUUACUUUGCAUAAGUAUAGUUUGUCUAAAGUAAGAACUGCCCUAGCCAUUUGUCUGGACCCGUGGCGGUGACUGUGGUAACCAGGUAUAACUAUUUCAAGUAGGAUGUGAGGCCACUGUUUAGGACAGGUUUUGGUUGGGGUCGGUUAGAGGAGGGUAAUCUUUUACUCUGGUCUAUUGUGUUAGCCCUAGAGUGAGGAGAAGCUACCCACCCUAAAAUGCGCUAUUCUUGUUUCCAAUAGCAGCAGACAACCUCAGACUUUGUGGUGGGAGGAGUUCUUACCUUAGGCAAGCUAUAUGUUUCUUAUUCGGUUUGAUCAUAUCUGAUUAAUAUUAUGUUCUUAAACUUGAUAGACUAUACUUGACUUUAACAGUCACUGUUGCAAACUCACAUCAGUUAUGAAAAUAGCAUACUAUUUGCAAAAAAUCAUUAUUUCAUGCCUUCGAAAAACAGCCUUGAGUAUGAGCCAUGGCUUCAGGAUGUUAAGAACUCUUGUUUUAACACAAAGCACCAUGUCCAGUUGUUUUCCAUUAUUGUAAUAUAAAAUUGUUACGAUAUCCAUUAUAUGGCGGAGCCGUAUAUUUAACGUUUACUUAAUAUUAAAGUAAUACUUUAUGUACUGUUUUUUAUAAACACUCUCUGCCUAUGUACAUAAUUGUUUUCUUUAUAUUAUGAGAGAGAAGGGAGAAAAAAAGUUAUUAGACCCAUUAUAAAGCAUAGAGUUAGCUGUUGAUAGUGAUGCAGUGCAAUACAUGUAACUGGAUUAUGUUGUUAUAAGUAGUUAAGGGUGUUAUUCUCUAUUGUUAAGAAUAUACCUGAGAAUUUGUUAGUUGCAUGAGUCAUACAUAUCACUAUGAGAUUUUUGUUUGUAAUUAAUGUGCUUAAUUUUUUUUAUUGAUUUUCCUGUAUAGCUGCUUGGAAAUAUGGCUAAUUUAUUUGCUAAUUAUUAAAAAUUUUAUUUACAUCUACUGCAUUUCCAAUAAAUAAAAUGUUAUAUAUAUAUAUAUAUAUAUAUAUACAUAUAGGUACGGUUGCCUAUUGGUUUCCACAUUCAUAAGAGCAGUUUUAAUAUUUCCUUUAUUCAAUACUAAUAACGUUUUAUUUAAAGGUACAGUUUUUAAAUAAAUUAUUAUGCCCACUAAAAAACUAGAUUUUGAAAAAGAUUUAAAAAAAAUUUUGAAAAAUAUAUAUAUUUUUUUGCAGAUAAUGAUUAGUUCACACAGUUCUAAAUCUUAUUUAGAACUGUGUUCUAAAUCUUAUUUGUUAAAGUCUAAAAAAAAUUUGAAAUGACUUAUGAAAACUUGCAACGUUAAGAGCCUUAUUAUGACACAUAAUUCAACAAAAUAUUAAAAAUUAUCUGCACAAUUUUUUGAUGUAUUUUUUUUUUAUAAAAUUCAUCAGUGUUUGAUCAGCUAGCUCUCAAAAAAUUUCGUCAUAGCAACGAAAAAAUUAUUUUUUUGGAUGUAAAAAUCUUGUGAAAAUUUUUUUUUGCAGGCGCUGUGCAUGCAAACAACAUUUUAUUUUUAACUAGGCUGUACCUGUUAAUAAUAUUUUAUUUAUGGAUGCAAUACAUGCAAAUAACAUUUAGUUAGCAAAACUAAAACUAACGUUAUAGUCAUAGACAAUAUGUUUGUAAAUAAUGUUUCGUUUCUAUUUGUAUUUGACAGUUUCGAUUUAUUUCUAAAAAAAUUUUUUAAUUAUAUCAAAUCAUUUAAAUUUUUUCGUAUAAAAAUGGAUGUUUUAAUUUUUUUUCCUUUUUAUUUUUAUUGGAAAUUUUUAUUUAUGCAGAAUAGAAAAUUAAAUUAAAAAAUAUCAAUUAAGAAAUCCAAUUAGUGUCGAAGUUGAAAUCGCUAAGAUAACGGGAAUGCGUUCACUUUAAUUGAAUUAGUAAAUACUAAUUACGGGUUAUGUCUACUUUAAGUGACCUUUCUCAGAAUUGAAAAUUCUGCGAUAACAAUUCAUGUAGUCAAUAUUUUUUUUUUGUAAAUCCAAAAGAAAAAAAAAACUUUUUACACGAAGCUCAACGAACAAAAGAUUACUGACAGCAUUUGUGCAGAAGUGUGCAAUUUUUUUCAUAUAAUUAAAAGGGUGCAGCACACUUCCAUCACAAAUUCCUAAUCAAUUCUUCCUCUUUAAUAAUUUUUUUCUUCCAAAAUACCAGUAUUUAAUAUUGCCAAUUUAACUUACAUUUAUAUUUUCAAGAUGGAGUUCUUUAUCUGAAAUUUAAUAAUUUUUGCAAUUUCUACAUAUUUUUUUAAACCUAAGGUUUGAUUUCUUUGUUUGUACCAAAUUCUAUCAGAGUCAUAGUUCCUCCUAGCAGUUUUUUUUUCUCUUUUGUUCCUGGAAAUUUCUAGCUUCUAAGAUUGCAUCUUUAAUUUAGAAAUUCUUAAAUUACCAAACAAACAUGCUUCGACCCUAAAUUCUGAUAUUUAAAUGUUUCCUAAAAUAUACCCUGUUGACUUCCAACAGAUUUACCUCCAUUUCAACUAAGGAAUAAUUAUUUGAAAGCAAAUGCUGUUGGUUUACGUACCCUUGAAACCCGGUACUUAUCCGUUAGCUUGACUUUAAACCAGAAUUCUUGUUCUAAAAUAGUUGCCAAUUGGAGUCAAAUUUAGCAAUAAGUCAUAAUGAAUAUUCGUAAUGAGUCGUAAUGAAUAUUCAGUCAUUGCCAAUGCAUUGAAUUCCUGGUACUAAAACAUUGAAAUUGUCGCCAAACUUUGACUGGCACGCUGCUAACCGAUGAAUACCAAAAACUAUUGAUAAAAUUAAGUGUCAAAAUCUUAUCAGAAAUUAAAUAGUAAGAUAACUUCAUUCUUAGACAUAUUUUCAUUUUUUUUUUAAAUAUUUAGUUCCAAAGACGCCAUUUUGCUCGAGUAGAAUUUUAAUUCUACUAUUUUAUUGUUGGCAAUGAUAAUGUGAAAUUCUUUGAUAUUGAUUUAAUGUAAUAGAACAAUGAAAUAACUAUAGUUUUAAAUUGAAUCUCAGGAUCUAGUCAAUAACCUAGAGAUCACUGGUGUAUUCAGAAGUAGGUGUUAAGCCUACUUAUGUUUUUGUUGAAUUAAGUAACAAUGUGAUUUGAAAGUUAUGAAUUGCGAAAAUUUUGUUUUAAGUAAAAGACAAAACAUUAAUUGGAUUACGCUCCGAUACGAUUCUCGUAGUUUCAAAAUGAAUUUUUUCGAAAUUUUUUUUAUAUCUAGAUUCUAGAGACUCGCUAAUAAAUAAUCAGUUUCAGUAUGCUGAUAACUUAAUUUCAGUUAGGAUUCAAUCAUCCUUAAGAAAGUUCAUGGCAUCUACUAUCUCUAGGUAUAGGACUAGAUGGUUUGUUGUAUACCCAUAGAUAGUAGCGACAAAGAAGUUCAAAAUUGUUCAGAUUAGGGGUUGCAAAAAAGAAUGAUGUUACCACAUUUGGCGAAGUUUCCUUGAAAUCUCUUCGCUUUCUUUCACCGCAUCAAAAUCACGUUAGGUGCAACGAGGUGCGUUUCGUCUUUAAUCUCCUCUGAUAUAGAUUUCAGCAGAUAAAGGUUUGCGGUUCGUUUUCAAAUCCGUAUCGAUUAAAAGACCAAAUUCAUCAACAUCGCGUUCCUUCUGAUGAAAUUUUGAAUCACACUGUUGCUUAAUUUAGCGUAAUGUUUCUUGAAGGAUAACCCUCUUUCAAUUAUAUAAUCUCAAAGUACGUCACUUUUUGUCAGGUUUUAAAAUAUGUUGGCUAAUAAGUUAUCUGUUAUUGGGAAAAGAUCACCGAUUAUACAUUACUUUUAUUGCUUUAACUUACCGAACAGUUUUAAAAUAGUCUUGACUUUAAUGUUUUUUUUUUUUAAAUUAUUUAUUGCUGAUUCACAUUACAUCGUAUUACUGGUCUUAUAGUCAUUAAUCAUUUAGUUAAUUCAAUUUAUGAUUCAAGUAAUUUUGUUUAAUAAAAGUUGUUGAUCAAUACAUUUUCUGUUAUUUGGAAAAGAUCACAGAUUGUAGAUUACUUUUAUUGAUUUAACUUACCAAACAAUUUUAAAAUAGUCUUGACUUUAGUGUUUCAUUUUUAAAUGAUUUAUUACUGAUUCACACUACAUCGUAUUACUGGUCUUAUAGUCAUUAAUCAUUUAGUUAAUUUAAUUUAUGAUUGAAAUAAUUUUGUUUAAUAAAAGUUGUUGGUCAACACAUUUUCUGUAAUUAGAAAAAGAUUACCGAUUAUGCAUUACUUUUAUUGAUUUAACUUAUCAAACAAUUUUAAAAUUGUCCUGAUUUUGAUAUCUUUUUUUAAAUGAUUUAUUGCUGACUCAUAUUAUAUCGUGUUACUGGUUUUUUAGCAAUGAAUUAUUUUAUGAUUUAAGUAAUUUUAUUUAAUAAAAAUUUUUGAUCAACACAUUUUCUGUUAUUCGUAAAAUUUUACUGAUUAUACAUUACUUUUGAAACUGUAGUUUCAAAGAUUGUUCUGACUCAAAUGUUUUUCUAAUUGCUGAUUCACAUUGAGUUUAAAUACUGUUCUUUUAGCAAUUGGUAAAUUAAUUUGCAAUUAGGGUUAUUUUGAUAUUUUAAUUUUACUCCAAUGUAAUAGAAAUGUAUAAUUAUUUAUGUUUUUAUGAAUGAAAACGGAGUGUUUUUAUCCAUGUCUUCCCCAGGUCACAGUUGCCUCCAAAUGUGAAAUUUUAUAUUCUUGAAUCUAUGUCAAACUCAACUUAUAGAAAAAAUUAAAUUUUUACUUCAUUUUCUGAUUUGGUAAUCUUGAAAACAAAAAAUGAAUAUUAUAUGUUUGUUUCUAGAAUGUGUGAUAAAUUUGUUGGUUGCUUCUAAACUUUUUUUUUAAAUGUGUUUCUUUAUUUCGAAAACCAUGUUAACUUUUUUUUUAUGUCACUUAUCCUCACUUAACUAAUCAAAGUAUUUUGUAUAAUACAAAAAUCGCUACUCAACGUCUGAAAUAUUUUUCUUAUUAUAUCAGUAAUUUUAAUUUAGAAGUUAAUAGUAUAGCAAUUCCAAAUACAUUUCUUUAUUGUUUAGCUGUUACUUAGCUUUUCUUUAUAAAAUAAUGUUUAAAAAAUCGUGCUAAAUAGAUUGAAUAGAUAGUGUCAUUGGCGCCAAACUACAUGUAAGCAUGCAGAGUACGUAAUAUUCCAGGCAUAAAUAAUUUUAAGAACGAAAACUUAAUUUUACAGGUGCAAAAAAUAAGGCAUACGUUUACUUAAGCUUGUUUAACAGUGAACACCGAAAUCAACGUCUCGGCGUAUUGCGUUUUUCUGCGCAUGCGUGGAACGUAAAUCUUCAAAAUCUAGCUGAGAGUUGAUGACGUCGGCGUUUUUUCUGAACUAACCUUUAAGUUGGACAAUAUUCUGAAAUGUUAUCUAAUAAGAAUAUGAAGCGUUAUUAUUUUAAAGCAUUUAAAAGCAGAAAAACGUUUCUAAAAUAGAGAUGCAAUAAUUUUACGAAUUUAAGUUGUUUUUCCGAAAUCAAUUGAAUAACUUAUCCAUGCAUAUCGGAACACAUAUCCUGUAUUAGCCAUUAUUUUCAAAAUUCUUGCUAUUGGUUAUUAAUAUUCUUUUAAAACUGAUUAUAUUUCUGACCAAAUAUUUCUUGCAACAGGGUUUAAAUUGGUGGCAAAUUUUCGCCGUUUUCUCCUCCAAAUACAAAAUAGUUACAUUAAAAAAGAGUUCCCUUAAAUAGUGAAUUUAUCCCCAAUGCUUGAUUCAGGAGCUCCCUUGUUUUAUGGGUUCGAUAAUUGUUAAGCAUAAGGCAUUGAAAUAGAACAUUGUUGAAAAUCCGAUAUGAGUUAGCUGAUCAAAGCCGUUUAUUAAAUAAAAUGGACAUUGUUUUUCUUAAUGUCUAAAACCCUUCUCUUAUUUCAUAUCAGACGUUUCACAGAUAAAACAUUUUCGUUUUCAAUGCAGUUGGAGUUGCUUUUCCGCGUUCAUUUUUAUCUUAGGCUUAAGAAAUAUUCAUUGUUUCAUAGAUUGCAACUUAUUAUCUAUUACUAUUGACAGGAACUGAUAUACGCAACCAGUUAGGUGAUCAGCUAUACAAAAUUAAGCCUUUCUUAACUCGAACUUUGUUUGUUGCUUUUUAAUUUAAGCUAAAAUUUCUUGAUUUCACGAAUUUUUUUUGUUUUGUUUUAUUACUUACUUUAAUAGUAUACAUCAAAAAAUUGUCCAUCCUAUCAUUGGGGCUGCAAAAUUUAUCAGUGAGUCCUUAUUCUUAUCUUUACACUCUGUUUGCAUUUGUGAUUGAUAUUACGGUCGUUUUAUGUAUUCGGCUCUCGGUUGGGAUCAUGUUUAAUUUAUUUUUAUAUUUUAAUCGAUAUACCGGUUCAUAACUUGUGCGUUCUAACUUUUACGAACGCAGCUUGAUCGAUGCUUAAAUUGAACUUUCAUUGAAGUAAGUUACUUUUUCGCUAAUAAUUUUAACUGAGUUUGCUUUUUUAUGCCAUAUCUAAUGCCUAUCAAUUGUUAAACAUGAAACCGUUAUGUCGCCUAUUUGUAAAUCAAAUUUUAUUCGUAAACUACUUUAACGCCUCCAUAAGAAUAUUACCAUAAUUUAUUUUAACCCAUAUCGUAAUGGAAUUUCCCCUUUUAUGAUAAUUUAUCGAUAUGCAAUAUGUGAUUAGAGUUAAAUAUUUUGUUUUAGAGUAUGUUCGAAUCAAUAUUCAACAUAUAUAUUUGUUUAGAGAUUUAUAAAUUUGUUCCAUUGCAAACCAAACCCUAUAAAUUUUAGUAACUACAACUCAUAACAACAAAUUAAAUUAAGUUAGCUGGAAAUAUACAUUGGCUUAGUAUAUUCUCAAUUCGAUACUUUUUUGCCUAUGUCUUUUUGCUUUGUAAAUUUAAUUCCAUGUUUAAUUACCAUGUUUUUUGUUUUUAACUGAUAAUGUAAAUUUAAUUACCAUGCUUUUUACCUUAUUAUUGCCCUUGUAAAUUUAGUUGUUAUCGUUAAUAUGCUUUUAGUUGACUGUGUAAAUUUAAUGGCGUCAUGCUUUUUGCUUUUAAUUUCCCAUGUAAAUUUAAUUGUAAUAUUUAUGUAAUUUUUUUUGUUUUUAAUUGCCCAUGUUAAGUACAGCUCUAAUACGGCGAAGGUUGAAGGUUUGGAGUUAAAUUGUCUAAAAUAGCUGUGAAAAAAAGAAACAGCUCUCUGAUGACAUCUUCACAAUCACAUAUUACUGCAUCGAUUAAAAGUCAUGCAUCUUACAGUACCCGUACAAUGAUUUUGGCAUACGUUUCUGUUAACAUAAAUGAAAUGCAUUUUAAAUAUUUGUUAUUAAUAACUUGUACGAAAUGUAUGUUAGUACAUUAACAUAACCUUAAAAUAUUUGUUUUAAUAAUUAUGCAAUUCUUUAUUUCUGCGAAUUAUUUAAGAUUUUUUAUGCAGACAGUAAUCUGUGCAAGACAAAUUGUACUCUGAAAGAAUGGAAUUUUUACAAAAGGGAAAAUCUCUUUUGUGAAAUGCUUAAAUUUGCACACAAAAAAAGUCUUUCUAAUCAUAAAAAAAAUUCAUUCUAUUGCAAUUUCAGAAAAAAAAUUAUGCUCAUGUGUUAUAAAUCUGUAAUAAAUCAAUUUAUAAUGAUAAUUACUACAGGUAUUUUCAAUAAUUAUUAAAUGACAAAUAAAAUUAAUCAGGUUAAAAAAUUGAAUCUUACAUCAAAAUAACAUAUAAGUAAUUAGCCUUUUUUUUAAAUUUUAUUUAAUUGAGUUAAUGAACUGAAGACAGGUGAUAAAUUUGUUAAGUACUUACUUCAAACAUUUCAUGAUAUUAAAGUUCAUGGAGCUUACAAUUUUUAAUUCCUGGUUGAUUUUUGGUUUUAAAAAUUUGUAAGCGCUGAAUUCUAAAAGAUCUGAAUUCUUAUCUUAAAAAAAAAAUCAAUUUUUGUGAAAACAGAACAAGCUAACUGCACACCAAAGAAUCUCCAACCUUAUUCGAUAGCAUGAAUGUUAGAAUUCAGAAAAAAAGGCACUCUUUUUGAAUUCAAGCCUUCGAUUAUAAAUUAUUUAUGUGUAUUGAUUUUAUUAAAUACUUUUGAAUCAUACACAUGAACAGACAAAAAAAAAUGUUAUGAAUAUUUCUUUCUUUUUGAAAAGUGUGAUAUAAAUAGUACUACUAUGUGAAUAUGAAAUUUUGUGAUAUUUCAUUCCACGAUACUGUUUAAUGCUUAAUUCAUCUGUGAUCGUGCCAUUCCUUACUUAUUUGUGAUGCCUAGUUCUGCACUGUUUCUGAAAAUUUAUUUAUUGUGUUAUCGUUCUUUACAUUUCUAUUGCAAUAAAUACGAUUUCUUAAUCUA